This is a messenger RNA of Choloepus didactylus (southern two-toed sloth), 3360 nucleotides long. RefSeq names its product ring finger protein 14 (gene RNF14). Gene Ontology annotation, molecular function: ubiquitin protein ligase activity; zinc ion binding; ubiquitin conjugating enzyme binding. Lineage: Eukaryota; Metazoa; Chordata; Mammalia; Pilosa; Megalonychidae. The record is from RefSeq and is a predicted model, not a curated record. The transcript is spliced from 9 exons. Gene Ontology annotation, cellular component: ubiquitin ligase complex; cytoplasm. Gene Ontology annotation, biological process: positive regulation of proteasomal ubiquitin-dependent protein catabolic process; ubiquitin-dependent protein catabolic process; protein polyubiquitination. Bases 560 to 1984 code for a protein of 474 amino acids.
CGAGGCAGGAAGGGCGGCCGGGCCGGGACUGCUCAGUGGGCCUCGGCCCCUCAAACCUACGACGGGACCCCCCUUCCCGGCCCGGCCCAGAUUCCCUGGGGCGGGCGCUCAGGGAGCAGGAAGGGGAGGGUCCAGUCCUUGCCCUUUCGGGACACCCGGGGCCAGACCACACCCGGCAUGCCUGCACAGCGCCCUCUGUGUGCCGAGCUCUGAGGCAGAUAACGAGGUUGGGACCUGCCUUAGGUUGCAGUUGAGUCGCACAAACAACGACUCAGCACGCCGGGUGGCGAGCGCGCUAAUGGAGACAAGGUCGGCGGCAUGCUGAUCCCCGAGCAAGGGCCGACCCCAGGGCUGGAGUCCGCAAGAUGGCAGGAUUUUCAUAGUGUAUCUAGUAUGAGUCCCACAUCUUGGCCUCUUAACCAACUUCAGCAGUCUCCUCUCUACUGGCUGGAGAAUAAAUGGGAUUUGCACGAAUUCCAAACUCCCUGAACUGAAACAUAGACUGCAGUGUUAACAUCCUUUUCUUCUGGUCGUCAAUAACAGCUCCUCAGAAAAUUAAAUGUCGUCAGAAGACCGAGAAGCUCAGGAGGAUGAAUUGCUGGCCCUGGCGAGUAUUUAUGAUGGGGAUGAAUUUAGAAAAGCAGAGUCUGUCCAAGGUGGAGAAACCAGGAUCUAUUUGGAUUUGCCACAAAAUUUCAAGAUAUUUAUGAGCGGCAAUUCAAAUGAGUGUCUCCAGAAUAGUGGCUUUGAAUACACCAUUUGCUUUCUGCCUCCACUUGUGCUGAACUUUGAACUGCCACCAGAUUAUCCAUCCUCCUCCCCACCUUCCUUCACACUUAGUGGCAAAUGGCUGUCACCAACUCAGCUAUCUGCUCUGUGCAAACACUUAGACAAUCUGUGGGAAGAACACCGUGGCAGUGUGGUCCUGUUUGCCUGGAUGCAGUUUCUUAAGGAAGAGACCCUAGCAUACUUGAAUAUUGUCUCUCCUUUUGAGCUCAAGACGGGCUGUGAGGGAAAAGUGCAGAGAAGGACAGCUCAAGCCUCUCCCAACACAGAACUAGAUUUUGGUGGUGCUGCUGGAUCGGAUGUAGACCAAGAGGAAGUGGUGGACAAAAGAGCUGUGCAGGAUGUGGAAUCAUUGUCGAGUCUAAUCCAGGAAAUCUUGGACUUUGAUCAAGCUCAGCAGAAAAAGUGCUUUAACAGUAAAUUGUUCCUGUGCAAUAUCUGCUUCUGUGAGAAGCUAGGUAGUGAAUGCAUGUACUUUUUGGAGUGCAGGCAUGUGUACUGCAAAGCCUGUCUGAAGGACUACUUUGAAAUCCAGAUCAGAGAUGGCCAAGUUCAAUGCCUCAACUGCCCAGAACCAAAGUGCCCUUCGGUGGCCACCCCCGGUCAGGUCAAAGAGCUAGUGGAAGCAGAGUUAUUUGCUCGUUAUGACCGCCUUCUCCUCCAAUCUACCUUGGACCUGAUGGCAGAUGUGGUGUACUGCCCCCGCCCAUGCUGCCAGCUGCCUGUCAUGCAGGAGCCUGGCUGUACCAUGGGCAUCUGCUCCAGCUGCAAUUUUGCCUUCUGUACCUUGUGCAGAUUGACUUACCAUGGUGUCUCUCCAUGUAAGGUGACGGCAGAGAAGUUAAUGGACUUACGAAAUGAGUACUUGCAAGCAGAUGAGGCCAAUAAAAGAUUUUUGGAACAGAGAUAUGGUAAGAGGGUGAUUCAGAAGGCACUGGAAGAGAUGGAAAGUAAGGAGUGGCUAGAAAAGAAUUCAAAGAGCUGCCCGUGUUGUGGGACUCCCAUAGAGAAAUUAGAUGGAUGUAACAAGAUGACAUGUACUGGCUGUAUGCAGUAUUUCUGCUGGAUUUGCAUGGGUUCUCUCUCUAGAGCAAACCCUUAUAAACAUUUCACUGAUCCUGCUUCUCCCUGUUUCAACCGGUUGUUCCAUGCUGUGGAUGUUAAUGGAGACAUUUGGGAAGAUGAGAUUGAAGAUUAGUUAACUCCUACUGCUCAAGAUUAUGGAAGUGGAGUGGUCUGCCCUAAUCUUUUGUCGAGUACACAAAGUAACCUUGCAGGAUAUUUAGGGAAUCAUUCAAUCACUCAUUCUAUGUAACAGAUAUGGAAGAACAGAUUUAUAAUUUCAUUUAGUACUGUUGAUUAAGGCACAUUCAUAAAUUUUUCAGUGUAACAAAAACUGAGAAAAAUUAUAAACCAAAGGUUUAGAAAAUGAAAACUAGAGAAUUUUAAAUAUUAUAAUGUCCUCCCAACUCUGAAUAGUUAAAAAUUAUAUAUUUAUUUUCUUUAGGUAAGGAGAAGGGUCAAGUUUUAAGCUUGCCGACCCUUUUGUCCUGAGAAUCAUCCCCUCUAAGGUGUUUCCAUUGGAACCCUCUCAUACUACUCCUUACAGUGUGGGUUGGUAGGAGCCUUAUUAAAGUUGUACUGAGAAUCCUUGCAUCCUCUUACAAGCCUGAUUUCAUUUCCUCCAUGUUACUCACAUUUCUUCCAACCUAAAUUUCUGUUGAGUUAGUUUUCCUUGGAGGGAGCGUUUUGCUCGAUAACCAAUUGGAUGGCCCAGAGUCUCUUUGAACUGCUUUUGAGAAUAGAAAUUUAUAGAUAAUUUAAAAAUAUUUUUACUUUUAACCUUGGGUGACACUAUGGGUCACUUGAUAUUUAUUAGUGAUUUAUAGUUCACUGGUUUUGAGCCACAUCUCUGGCUCAGAAGAAUUUUCAGCCCUUUUCAACUUUCCUGGGCAAUAGAGACUAGAUUCAAGGGUCUAGAUUCAAAAGGUUUUUGUUACCCUUUGUUCUACAUUCUCUCCCUUGACCCUUGCCCUUCAGUUAGUAAGGCCAAUUUUAAUAUUUACUUUAACAGCAGUUCAUGUUUUUAUUUCCUCUGCAGGAAUAGGAGAAAGCCCAAUAUAUUCCCAAACUGAACAAGCUGAACUUUACUGUCCACACCACUGUAGUUUCAACCCUAACUUUCUGGAUUCUUUUUAUUUAUUUUUUUUCUGUAAGGUAUUCUGAAUGUGGCUUCCUGUCCUUUUUGCCACAGCAGUGUUGUGGGGAAUAAUUUUGGCUUGAUACCUAGAUCUUGUUUCUGGGUUUUUGUUGGCUUUUUGAAAAAUUGUCUUUCCUUACGGUUUGAUGAGCGGCUUGGUAGCAAAAUUUUUUGGAAAAGAGGACAGAGGAAUUCAGCUGCAGCUUGUGAAUGUGUUCCUUUUUCCUACCUUGUCAUUGAAAAUUGGGGAAUUGCUUUUACCAUGUGGGGAAUGUGCUUUGAUCCAUAGAGUUAGCAGGGGUUGUGUUUCUGGAUUGUCAAUGAGGAUGCUUAAUCUUAAAAAUAAAAAUAAUAAAAACUGUCUUAUAAUUAGA